AUGGUGCUCAAAGCUGUCCGCGAUGCAAUCACAUCCAAGACUACGCGGCGCGUUCUACUAAACUUUACGCUUCUAGCCGGAAGCUCUCUAGCACUGCUAUUCCUAUCUAUUUUGUCAACGGCGAUAUUCUUCGCUAGCUAUGUCCCCGACAAGUCGCUAACUUGGCCGGUGUAUCUCCAGUACGGACUUGGCACGCACCCUUUUGGAAUAACAGGCCUCACCAGACCCCUUCCAAAGACCCAGCAAGGGUAUGAUGUCUCCAUUAGCCUCACCCUUCCCAAGUCUGUCCCGGAAUCUCAGAUUGGAAAUUUCAUGGUUGUCCUACACCUCUUGGACCACGAUGUAUCCAGCAGCCUGGCGACAGUCCAGCUUCCCGAGUCGGGGACGAAGCUACGGGGCGUGCGAUGGAUCCUCCAUCACUAUAGAUUCCCGGCUUUCAUUACUUUGACGCUGGGGUUCUGGGGCAUGGAAAUGUUGUUCGCCGCGGUAGCCCUGUUUCUCAUCGGCCUAGCCACAGGAUCUUCCGAAAGAUCGCUGCAGGCUGACGAACAAGAGAAUCCCCUCAGUCUUGAGCGCUCUCAGGAGAAGGAGAAGCAAUUAGAGCACCAUAAGAGCGAGGGUGAUGUGGGACAGGUGGUGUCCAAACCAGAUACCGCAUUACGACCUAAAGAGGAGGGGCAGAGCGGUGAGAGUGUUUAUGACGACCCUGCAAGAACCGUCAGAGCCGACAGUGAUGAAGAUGUAUUAAAAGAAGAAGGCGACGAGGAGAAAGAUGAAAAAGGGCGAUUCGAAGCAAAGGGAAAGGAGGUGGAGCAGGAGGUAAAGAAAGAAGAAGAUGAAGACGAGGAACUAGUCAAAUCCCUGGCAGGGGACGAUGAAGACGAUACCAGGAUCAAGGUCGAGGAUGACUCCGAUAUCUAA
This is a messenger RNA of Parascedosporium putredinis, 921 nucleotides long. The record is from the annotation of a GenBank genome assembly. NCBI's taxonomy places the organism in Eukaryota, Fungi, Ascomycota, Sordariomycetes, Microascales, Microascaceae.